Messenger RNA from Magnolia sinica, 1806 nucleotides. RefSeq lists its product as uncharacterized. The record is from RefSeq and is a predicted model, not a curated record. Lineage: Eukaryota; Viridiplantae; Streptophyta; Magnoliopsida; Magnoliales; Magnoliaceae. Gene Ontology annotation, molecular function: pre-mRNA 3'-splice site binding; poly-pyrimidine tract binding. Gene Ontology annotation, cellular component: nuclear speck; U2AF complex; U2-type prespliceosome. The transcript is spliced from 6 exons. Bases 1 to 732 code for a protein of 243 amino acids.
AUGUGUAUUUAUGUGUUUGACACGCGAAAGAAUCCAAGAGCUCCUGAUUUGCAUAAAGUUGUUGAGAAGGAUGAGAAGGAGCUGCUGUUGCUGCUGAUGGCCAUUUGCCUUAGUGAUGGUCUUGAAAUGAGGGUUGCAGAUGGGAAAAAGACAAUUGCAACAUUUUUUAGCUGUGUUAUGUCUGCUAUUGGAGGAAACAGUGCUGGUCCUGGUCGGUAUAUUGCAAAUGCUGUGGUUAAUGUGUACAUCAAGCACGAGAAGAAGUUUGCUUUUGUGGAUAUGAGAAAUGUUGAAGAAGUGAGCAAUGCAAUGGCAUUAGACGGGAUAACGUUUGAGGCACUUGUGGUGAAGCUAAGGGAAGGCACCGGGCCAAAUGCUAAUACUGGUGUUGUCACUGGAGUUGUUGCAACUGUUGGGGAGCUUGCUAGGGUGGGAGGUUUUGGAAUGAAGCAAUAUCUUGGUGAACUAAUGCCAGUAAUUGUUGAAGCCCUCUUGGAUGGAGCUGCUGUUAUAAAGCGUGAAGUGGCUGUCGCAACUCUUGGUCAAGUUGUACAGAGCACUGGUUAUGUGAUUGCUCCAUACAAAGAGUACCCACAACUGCUUGGUUUACUAUGGAAAUUGUUGAAGGAGCUGGUGGAUUGGGUUCAAACAGCUGGUGGAUUGCGACAGCCUUUGAUUUUACAACUAAAGGGGUUCUCCAAGCUGCAGUGCAAGGGGAAUUGUGGCGGAUGAAGGACGUGGAUGGGAGGCCGCCCGGAAUGAUUGGAUUGUGGCCAGAAAAGAUUGUCACAUUCAUCGACAAUCAUGAUACAGGAUCCACACAACAGUUAUGGGCAUUCCCUUCGGAUAAAAUCAUGCAAGGAUAUGCUUCUGUUCUCACCCAUCCAGGAAUCCCUUCCAUAGUGAGUUCUAAUCAUCUACUGUUGUUAUGGUUUUUUUUUUUUCUCCUGCUGUAAGUAUCCAUAAAAUUGCAUGUCCUCUGAGAUUUGGAUGGUUAUAAAUACAAUUGAACUGGUUUGCUCCACCAUACAUGGACUAAAAAAAUUUACCUUCCUAGCACAUUUGAAGUGUCAGCUAUUAGGUCCCUAAUCAAACAGUUUGUGAAGAACCAUGGUGUGUGCAUUGAAUAAACUUGAGUGAGAUGUUUUCAAGAAGGUCCUGCACACAUCUCACUUAACCAUUGCCAAGAUUCCAUUGACCUGAUGUUCCAAAAGGCUAAAAGCAGAGUUAUUUUUGUUUUUGUUUUUGGGUUCAGUCACUUUCUCGGGUUGUAAUAGGGAAGAUAGCACGGGGAGUUGUGUUCAUUUGACACAUGGACAGUUGCACACAAAAUGUCUACCUUAUUAAGUACCUGACCUGAACCAACUUGCUGUUUUAUACCUCUUUAGUAUAUUUGUUUAUUCCUGGUGGGAUUUUUGUCUGUUGAUACUAGCACUCUUUCUACCAUUCAAUCGCUGCAUGCUUGUGCCGCAUGUACAAUGUUUGUGUGCAUGCAUACAGGUUGAUAUAUUCUGCUAGCAUCCAUAAACUGACUAUUGGAUUGAAUAGCAUUUUCCUCCACUGAAGAUCUGUACCAUUUUUGACAGAUAUCACAAUGAUAUUGAUGUUUCUGUCUUAUUGCAAAGUAGCAAUGAAGGUUUCUUUCAUUUCUUUUGCUCUCAUUUGUUUUUUCUCGGGUAUCCAUAUGCUUGUACAUGUGUCAAACAAGUCUAUUUUAAACUUCAUAUGGUAACUUUGCUUUUUUGACAUUUAAAUGCUGACAAAGAAACCUCUAAAGCUGUUAAAAAGUAAAAUUAGGAGCCAGGG